Lottia gigantea (owl limpet) is the source of this 594-nucleotide messenger RNA. RefSeq lists its product as hypothetical. Bases 1 to 594 code for a protein of 197 amino acids. The transcript is spliced from 2 exons. Lineage: Eukaryota; Metazoa; Mollusca; Gastropoda; Lottiidae. The record is from RefSeq and is a predicted model, not a curated record.
AUGUCAAUGAUAAUUGCUCAAACUUAUUUCGGUUCUGACAUUCAAAAAUCAUUAGGUUCUCUUCCUUGUUUUCCAUGGGCAAAAUACCCUGGAGAAAAACAUCUUCCCGGUCAUAAUUACACUGGUCCAGAAAAUUCAUUAGAAACACCAAGUGAAGACAACCACCAGAAAUUGGCUAGAAUAAACGAUAAAGCUGCCAAAUGUAAGAUGAAAUCAUAUGCAGAUCAAAAGUUCCAUGCCAAAUCAUCUGAUCUCAUGCAAGGAGACUUGGUAUUAGUGAAACAGAAUAAAGUCGAUAAAUUGUCUACGCCUUUUAGUGCUGAACCAUCCCUUGUAAUAGAUGUAAAAGGAUCUAUGAUUACACUGAAACGACCUAAUGGUAAAGUUUAUGCAAGAAACAGCUCGUUACUAAAAAGGGUACCAACUACGUCAAAUCAGCUCAAUAAAGCAACAUCCGAUUCUGAAGAUGACAUCGAGGAUGAUAGUUAUGCUCAACGACCAAAUCCAAUAAUUCCACAACCAAUGAGAAGAAACCCAAGAAGACAUCGUAAUAGACCCCGUUAUCUAAAUGACUAUGUUUUGGGCAAAUUUUAA